Cyphomyrmex costatus is the source of this 1540-nucleotide messenger RNA. Its product is annotated as metaxin-2. The record is from RefSeq and is a predicted model, not a curated record. NCBI's taxonomy places the organism in Eukaryota, Metazoa, Arthropoda, Insecta, Hymenoptera, Formicidae. The transcript is spliced from 4 exons. Bases 238 to 1059 code for a protein of 273 amino acids. Gene Ontology annotation, cellular component: cytoplasm; SAM complex. Gene Ontology annotation, biological process: mitochondrion organization.
UAGAGUUUUAGCCUUAAGAAAUGGACGUAUCAUAAUCAAUUAUUCUCCUCGAAUUCGACUGUAAUUAGUUAAAUUUCUUACGGCUUAAGGCUUGAAACAUCUAUUGUAGAUCCGAAGUAAGGGAGAAAGUGUAGAUAGAGCGUGCUUGCUUCUCGUUCGUGGCGCUUUUACGCGAGCGAUCGGUUGUGGAUCUUGAGGUAGCAGAGUCGUUAUCGUCAUCGUACGAUUGUCGUAGAUAUGCCACACGUAUUACUGGGCGAUUCGAUUGCGGUGGAAUUGGAAGCUCAGGAACCAUGGCCACAACCGAUUACCUUAUAUCAACCUUACGAGGUCGAGCAGAUUCUGCUUCCCGACAAUGCAAACUGUCUGGCAGUACAGGCUUUCCUCAAGAUGUGUCAGCUCGAUUUUCAAAUAGAACCGAGGAAGAAUGCGGAAUUUAUGUCACCGUCGGGCCGCGUGCCAUUCAUAAAGUGUGGCACAAAGUUAAUAUCUGAAUUUGAUGGUAUAGUGGCACAUAUAGGAAGUAAAGGAAUAAGUCUCUCCGAUCAUCUGGAUCCUGACGGCAAAGUGGAUAUGAGGGCAUACCAGUCUCUUGUUAACAACGUAUUUGUUAAUGCUGAGCUAUACAUCUGCUGGGUAGACCCAGCGAUUUUAAAUGUUACAAAGCAGAGGCAUGGAAGUGUAUACCCUUGGCCACUUAAUCAUUAUUUGAAUUGGCAGAAGAGACGAGAAGUUAUAAAAAAACUCAGCGUACUUGGCUGGUACAACAAAAGUUUGGAUGAAGUUUUUGACGACGUAAAGAAGUGUUGCAUAGCAUUAUCUGAGAGGCUAGCAGACGAAGAAUUUUUCUUUGGGAAAGACAAACCGAAUGAGUUGGACGCUUUGGUUUUUGGUCACAUAUUCACAAUAAUCACGACGCCACUACUUGAUGACAAGCUGGCUACGAUCGUACAGGAUCAUCCGAAGCUUGUGAAUCUCUGUAAACGCAUCGAGAUUAGCUUUUUUUCUCCUCAAGCUAUAGACAGUCAGACUAAUGAAACGCUGGAGUUCAAGAAUUAAGCCAAUGAUCCAACUGUACCGAGGAUAUCGAUUAAAAGAAAACAACGACUUUUAUCUAAACUAAAUUCAAACGUAAUAUCCCAAUGUCAGGCAAUAAAAGUAUGUUAAAACGUGUUGAAGCACGGUUUCGGAAGCUAUUAACUAGGUAUCUAGUAAAUCUCGUGUUCAUAAAAUGUACCGCCGAUUAUGUCAUAUCAAUGUUCCUGGUGAUAUUUAUAUACGUUUUUCUAUAUAUUUAUAAUUAUUUUAUUCAAGUAUGUAAUUAAUGAUAUUAUGUAUAUUGUUAAGCGCCCACUGUUACGUUAAAGUAUAUCAUACAUCUACAGUAAUGUAGAUGCAGGGAGGGACAAUUUUCUAGUCAAUACACCAAUCUCCAUUUUUGUCUGUUGUAUACAGAUACGGGAGAGGUAAUUUUCGUUGUAUACAUCUUGUAUAUAUGUAAUGAUGAGCUUGUAAAAUUUGAAUAUAAUCUUUCUCUGAG